CUCAGCUUGGCUAGCGGCACAAUCCCAGAGCUUGGCGGUGAGAAUCCUUCUAUCUCGCUCAUUCCAAGAGUGACGAUUAAGGUAGGUGAGUGGCUUUCGAGUCGUUUGGAUUUCAUCAGAAAACGGAGGGCGGUGAGUAAAUUGAGAGGUUCAAGUUUGCUUUUUGUCAUUUUUUUGCUUUCUUGUGUAUGCAUUUGUCUGGCUUUUUGGGCUGCCGCACGCAACAUCCUGAUGGACGACAAUUUCAACUUCGACGGACCGGAAAUGGGCUUGAGCUCAGCAGCUCGCCAGGCCGGAAAUCCGAACGACCCAGUACGGGGCGGCAGACGUCCUAGCCCAGUGACUCGUCAACGUAGUCUCCUGACGGCUCCCGGCACGCGGCGUGGCAGCCUCAUGCCAGUGGCCGAUGCGUAUCCGCCCAGCGCCGCCAGUGGAGGACGGCGGCAUCGGCUCCAUGAGCUGAACCUGUUCCAUUUCGACCUAAGGGAGCUCGUCAAGGAUAUGUUGCUCGCCGAGGGGGGCGAGAGCAAGGUGUCGUACCAUGAGUAUGCCGUCUUCUCCCCGCCAGAGGGCGACGCUGUCGCACAGCCCAAGACUGCUAGCACUAUGACAGAGGGCCAGGAGGCAUUGCAAAUGUUCCGAGACGCAGUGCGGUAUGGAUAUGGACUGGACAACGAAAGGAACUUCGUGCCAGCUCCCAAGGGGAAUGUGCAGGGCCGAGUGCGGCAAGUGAUUGCCCAUCGUCGCCCUCGCCCAAAUACCGGUCACUUCAGUACCACCCCAGACGGAGUGUUCCUCACCGUCGAGGACUAUGAAUCUCUAGGACUGCAUGCGGGUACACUUUCUUCCAUGCAGCGAAUCACUGUAGAAUCCUUGUUCUGGAACCCUCGAAGAGACAUGUUGUAUAUCGUGCUCAGCUUCUCCGCCAACCCUCAACCGCCAUACGACUUUCUUUCCAUGGCUUACAAUCUACGCGACCGCACAACCACGGCGUUGAUCCGGCGUUCCGUCGACACGCGCUGGCACGAUGAAGAAGCUCUGGACGAGUACGAGAACAGGCUGGACGCCUGCCGUGCCCGCUGGGCGCAUCCUCUGGUCCUCCCUGUUGUCUUGCUGCAAGUACAACUCUUGCGCACCGAAGAAGAGGUCGUUUCGAACAAUGACGAAGUUUGCGCGCUCGAGGCUCAUGUCAAUAACCUUAUUGGGAACCAAGGUCGCCAGUUUCGAAAACGUAGCUCGAGCAGGAACGGAGAGCGGCCAUUCGGACCGCUGAAGCGACUAUCCACCUUCAAGAACAUGGUGGAGAAGGUGGGAAGGCGCAACUCGGACAACUCGCCGACCAAUAAUGAGAGGGAGUUGGACGAUGACUAUGUUCCCCCGCAGACCAUCCAUCUCAUGAAAGAGGCGCAUGACGUACUCAAAGAGGCCAUUCAGCUCCUGGACACACUGAGGUGGAUGGAGCGCGCAGUCAAGCUGCUGAUACAGGCGGGCGACGAGCUUGAAGUACGCUUGAAGAAGAUGCAGCAGGCCGAACAGGGGCAGGAUGAGUCCAAAGACCAAGAAGAUGACCACUUCGAUGUCCUUGGAUACCACUGGCACGAGGUACGACAGUAUCUCGACUGCACCUGGCGACUCUGCACCUCCCUGGAAACCGACAGGCGCAUGUCGGAACUGCGUUGCCGUGCUCAGAUCGACAUCAUCUACUCCAAGAUGGCCCAAGAGGACAACAAUCUCAAUGCCCGCAUGGCCGUGGCUUCGACCCGGGACAGUUCUUCCAUGAAGGCGUUGGCAGUCAUCACGGCCAUAUUCCUCCCCGGCGAGUUCGUCUCGUCGCUCUUCGGCGUGUCCAUGUUCGACUGGGAAAAGGGCACUGCCGGCGAUGCCGCCAUCUCGGAAGACGCGCCCAGUGGUUGGCCCUCGCCCGUCAUCAUGCCGCUGUUCUGGGUGUACUGGGCCUUCACCCUGCCCCUGACCAUUUUCAUCGUGGUGCUCUGGCGGGCUUGGUGGGUUAACCAAGAUCGGUUCUUCCGCCGCCAUUUGAGCAUGGAGCUGAGUAACGAGCGGUACUGGACCUCGGAUGGAAGACCGCGGGAUUUGGAGACUUCGUUCUUGCAAGACUUCUUCAGCCUCUUCAGUCGGAGCGGAGGUGGCAGUACGGCCAACAGCACUAUCCUAGGCAGCGCGGCGGGCAAUGGCAAUGCCCGAAAGAGCACCAUGAGUGUUGACUCACCUAGUCCCGGGUUCCUGCGACGCGGACUCACGCUGAGUGCGAGUGACUCGGCCGACAAGAACGAGACGACGGAUGGGGAGGACGUGGAUAAUAAUGGCAGGAAAACUAGGCUGAGGACGAUAUCGUUUGCUAGGUCGUUAGACGAGCCGCCGUGUGCGGUAUGAGGGUCCAUCAUAGCUUCGGGUACGGAAAACUCAUAUCGGUCGAUGGACUCCUUUUUAUAUACGUUGGGGAGGAUUAUCUGUACUAAUCCUUGCGAGUAAGAGCUUACGCAGGGAUGUAUCACAACCAUGAUUACGAGGCAAUGAAUGUAAUGCCACUGUUAGUUAUGUUUAACUGAAUGAAUAUGAUCACUAUCGAAC
Pseudomassariella vexata is the source of this 2592-nucleotide messenger RNA. RefSeq lists its product as uncharacterized. The record is from RefSeq and is a predicted model, not a curated record. Lineage: Eukaryota; Fungi; Ascomycota; Sordariomycetes; Amphisphaeriales; Pseudomassariaceae. Bases 232 to 2394 code for a protein of 720 amino acids. The transcript is spliced from 2 exons.